This is a messenger RNA of Thermothelomyces thermophilus ATCC 42464, 1038 nucleotides long. RefSeq lists its product as uncharacterized. The coding region runs from base 1 to 1038 and encodes 345 amino acids. The transcript has 3 exons. The record is from RefSeq and is a predicted model, not a curated record. NCBI's taxonomy places the organism in Eukaryota, Fungi, Ascomycota, Sordariomycetes, Sordariales, Chaetomiaceae.
AUGAUUAAGCCGAUUACCGCAGCCUGGCACUUCCUGCAGGCCCAGCUGCGCCCCCUCCCCGUCCCGACCAAGUCGUACGCCGGCUGCACCGUCAUCGUCACCGGCGCCAAUGGCGGCCUGGGCUUCGAGGCUGCCCGCCACUUUGCCCGCCUCGGCGCCGCCCGCCUCAUCCUCGCCUGCCGGAGCACGGAGCGCGGCGAGGCCGCCAAGGCCGACAUCGAGUCCUCCGUCACCACCUCCACCGCGAUCGAGGUGUGGCCGCUCGACCUGUGCUCGUUCGACAGCGUGCGUGCCUUCUGCCGGCGUGCCGAGAGCGAGCUCGAGAGGCUGGACGUGCUGCUCGAGAACGCGGCCAUGCUUUCCAUCACCCCGGCCGGCAUGGCCGAGGGCUACGAGAUGCAGGUGACCACCAACGUCAUCUCGACCUUCCUGACGGUCCUGAUGCUGCUGCCGCUCAUGAAGAGGACGGCGGCAAAGUUCAACGUCGAGCCGGCCGUCACGGUCGUGGGGAGCGAGGGUCAUUUCUGGACCAGGUUCGUCGAGAAAAACCAGCCGCGCAUCUUCGAGGCCUUCCGCCCCGGCGGCGCUCUGCAGGAACGCUACAUGACCACCAAGCUGCUCGACAUCCUCAUCAUGCGGGAGCUUGCCGCUCAGCUGGACGCCGCCAGUGCCAGUGCCGGCGCCAGCCCCAUCGUGGUCAACGCGGCGAACCCCGGGCUGUGCAAGUCGAGCCUGUUCAGAAACGUCUUCCUCAUCGGCCAGUUCUUCCUGGCCAUUCUCACCUUCGUCCUCGGCCACACCAGCGAGCAGGGCGCGAGGGCGCUGCUGGCCGCCGCCGCCGGCGGACGCGAGACCCACGGCAAGUACGUCGACUGCGGCAAGGUGGACGACCCUAGCCCCUUCGUCCUAUCGAAGGAAGGCAAGGUGGUGCAGAAGAGAGUCUGGGACGAGUUGAUGGAGAUAUUGGAUGGCAUUGAGCCGGGGGUCAGCGCAAACGUGAAGCAGGCGCCUCUAUCGGCAAUGGCAACGUCGUGCUGA